Molecule: messenger RNA, 195 nt
Organism: Zygotorulaspora mrakii
Lineage: Eukaryota; Fungi; Ascomycota; Saccharomycetes; Saccharomycetales; Saccharomycetaceae
Gene: TMA7
Product: Tma7p
Exons: 1
Coding region: 1-195 (64 amino acids)
Source: RefSeq, a predicted model, not a curated record
AUGUCUGGUCGUCAAGGUGGUAAGGCUAAGCCUUUGAAGCAAAAGAAGAAGGAUCAAAGAGAUCUUGAUCCGGAAGAACUUGCUUUUAAAGAAAAGCAAAAACAGGACGCUGCAGCCAAAAAGGCCUUCAUGUCAAAUGUCAAAAGUGGUAAGCCAUUAGUCGGUGGUGGUAUCAAGAAAUCUGGCAAAAAAUGA